Molecule: messenger RNA, 2330 nt
Organism: Vicugna pacos (alpaca)
Lineage: Eukaryota; Metazoa; Chordata; Mammalia; Artiodactyla; Camelidae
Gene: EID3
Product: EP300 interacting inhibitor of differentiation 3
Biological process (GO): DNA repair
Cellular component (GO): Smc5-Smc6 complex; nucleus
Source: RefSeq, a predicted model, not a curated record
CCGGGCCGCACCGCUAGUGCGCAUGGGCAGACGUCCUCCUCGGCUCCAACUGACCCUUUCAGUUUACGCCGUUGUCCGAAACGUUGCGAAGGCCGUUACCUGAGCGCCAGCAGUCCGCGACAUGGCUGAUGAAAAAGGUUCCCUGAGGGGAGACGUAGAGGAGGGAGAGGAGCCGGUGGUGGCCGUCACCGGUAGUGCGUACCCUGGAAAGCAGGCAGAGGAGGAGGAGGAGGAGGAACCGAUGAAGGUGGAAGUGGCGGUGGGGGCUGAUGCCUGCUCUGACGACCUCAGCUGUGGGGAGGCCGACAUCGAUCCAAGCCUCCUGGAGCUCGUGGACGAGGAGAAAUGCCGGAGUAUCCGCAAGCAGUACCGACAGCUCAUCUACAACGUCCAGCAGAACCGUGAUGACAUCGUGAACACGGCGAGCGACUCCCUGACCGAGGCUCUUGAGGAAGCCAAUGUUCUGUUUGAUGCAGUCAGCCGAACAAGAGAAGCAGCUCUGGACGCCCAGUUUCUUGUUUUGGCUUCUGAUUUGGGUAAAGAAAAAGCAAAGCAGCUAAACUCUGAUAUGAGCUUUUUUAAUCAAGUAGCGUUUUGUGACUUUCUGUUUAUAUUUGUGGGUCUAAACUGGAUGGAAGGUGAUGGACGUGAGUUGAGUGAUUAUGAUGAUAAUGUAGCUCUUUCCUUCUGGGAGACAGUGCAAAAGGAAGCAACAUCUUGGAUGUUGCAAGCUGAGAAAUUCCACUUUAUUUUUGGUUCAUUCAAAUCAGAGCCUUCUGCGCGAAAGCCCCGACUUGAACACCGGAAAAAAGUUCACAAAAUGGAAGAAAAUGGGGAUAUGCCUACAAAGCUGAGGAAGUUGGAUCUGAACAGUAAUCAAGAAGCAACAGAAAAAGAAGUAGAAAGGAUCUUGGGACUGUUGCAAACGUACUUUCGAAAGUAUCCUGAUACUCCCGUGUCCUAUUUUGAGUUUGUGAUUGAUCCAAACUCUUUCUCUCGUACUGUGGAGAAUAUAUUUUAUGUUUCUUUCAUUAUAAGGGAUGGUUUUGCAAGGAUAAGACUUGACCAAGACAGGUUGCCAAUACUAGAGCCAAUUAAUAUUAACCAAGUGGGUGAGGGAAAUGAUCCCAGUUCCCAUUGCAGAAAACAAGGAGUUAUAUCUUUGAGUUUACAGGACUGGAAAAAUAUUGUGGCGACUUUUGAAAUUUCAGAGGCUAUGAUCACAAAUUCAUACUAAAGAUUUUUGUUCUCAGUAUAGGAUGCAUUUUGUGGCUUUUCUAAAGCAUAUCAAAAUAGAUAGCAAAAUCCAAACAGAAGCACAUAUUGUAUCUCUUGUAAAGUGAUAAAGUAUUUUCAAGAACAUCAGAAAUUGUUUUGCUGUGCAGUGCAUUUUUCUUGGUAGUUUAUAAAGUUGUCAAGAUUGUUACUAAAAAGUUCACUGGCAUGUUCACGGAAAAAAUUUUUUUCUCUUUAAGACUUUAUUAAUAAAGUUGUGAAUUUCAUAGAUUAAAAGGUAUUUGAUAAUUUGCCCCAGAAAUCAGUUAUGAUUUUUUCUCUGUGAUACUGCACUGCUUCCUCUGCUACGGGGAAUCAAGGGAAUCCCAAACAGACCUCUUAACCAGGAUGAGGGGAAGAGUGGGUGAAGAAAAUGGUCAAUAAAGACUACCUGUAGGGCAGUGUAUGUGUGACCUUAAUACUGUAAAAAAAAAAAAAUGCAAAUGCCAUGCUAUAUUGCAGAGAGGACUCAGUAACAUUAAUGAGUGGGUAUCCAUAGUCUCCUGUGAUUGGACUCAACAAAAGUAGAAUAUCUUUACUGAAGUAGAUGAGGCAUCAACAAAGUGCUGAAAGGUGAGUAGGAAUUGGCCAAAGAUAGGAAAGCUAUUCUAGUAGGGAAAUAUGGAGGCCAAAUACAUGGAAUUGUGAGAAGUUAUGGCACCAGAGACCUAUAAAAUUUUUUGGAACUGUUCCAUUUGAAUGUUAUAAUGGGCAAAAAUUGAUUUACCUCACCUAUUUGUAUUCUCAGCGGUGGAAAAUAUCUUUGUCAAAUUAUUUAAAACACUAAAGUCUUUUAGCAUCCUGUUACAGUUUUUAUCUGCUUGGUUAAUUUCUUCUCCAGCCCCUAGUUUCCCUUUGUAAUUUUUGCUAGUACAUACAGUGUUCCUCAGAAUCAGUGAUGUUUCAUUAUGUAACAGCCUUGAAUAUUUGUUCCCAACUCAAUUUUGUAUUUCUUAAUAGGGCUUAAAAUGCCUGGAAGUUGUCCUUGUUUAAACUGAAACAUGAUUAUCCAAAUGUUCUUCACUUGUAUAAAGCCAUAAAGGUUUUUUGUUGUU